Messenger RNA from Ziziphus jujuba (common jujube), 2203 nucleotides. Its product is annotated as pheophytinase, chloroplastic. NCBI's taxonomy places the organism in Eukaryota, Viridiplantae, Streptophyta, Magnoliopsida, Rosales, Rhamnaceae. The transcript has 9 exons. The record is from RefSeq and is a predicted model, not a curated record. Bases 842 to 2023 code for a protein of 393 amino acids.
CCUUGCAAGUCUAAAGGGUGAAGUCUUUCUGAUGAAAUAUCCAUUAGUAUUAUAGUACUCUGCACUGCAUUGGUAUAGAUUUUCCACUUUCUGAUGAGUGGCUUGUUAUUCUCAUACCCAUCUUUCAAUGGCUUAAUUAGUAGGCCAUGGUACACCUACAAAUUAGUAUUCAUGCAAAUGUAGCUUCUUUAUUUAUUUAUUUUUAUUUUUAUUUUUAUUUUUUUAAUCGCUGAAAAUAUAAAAAAGACAUAUAACGUAACAAAAUGAAAGCUAAUAAUUGUGAUGGCAUUUCAUAUAUUUACCAAUUAAUUUCCAAGUCACCAGUGAUGAUGGUUCUGAUCGGAAACCUAUAUACACAACUGCAAGAGUGUGUGCGUGUGUGCGCGCGCGCGCCCAGUACGGGUGAUUGAUAUCAUAUAAAUGGAACAAGUCAGAGGAGAGAUGAUCAUCUGCGCGUUCGUUUUCUGGGUCAGUUUCAAAAGAAUCUACUUGAAGAAUUGCAGCCACUGAAUUUUGCUUUUCAAUAAAUUAGAUAAAAAGAAAAUUUAGCAGAUAUUUGAUAGAAAUCGGUUUGGACGUACGUUGAAUACUUUUAUAGACCCUUUGUAACAAAGAAUAAUUAUAAUAAUAAAUAAAUAAUAAUACGAAUAUAAAAGUAAGAUCGAAAUUGCAUGUUGGCAAGGGGCAACGCAACGUGGAGGAAUGGUAAACAUGAAAUUAUAGGGCAUACACUACAGCCACUGGAAAUCGAACAUGUGAGCUGGUUCUUUGAUUAAGCUUUGUGCUGCUUCUUUGAAACCCGUACGUUCUUUCGGAGCAUCAAAGCUAGGCGUUGGCAUCCAUGGCAAUCACAAAUUCUGCAACACUGCCCUUUUCAAGAUUGGAUUAUCCGUUCCUGUCAUCUCAAAGAACCAACAAGAUUGUUCCUCUACCAGUACCACUCGUUUUCAGCAACAACCAUCCCCACCAUCAAAUUUCGUUAUCUCGUAAGAGAAUUUGUGAAAUUUCUGGAUUGAAGUCUGGUGGGUUUGUUUCAUUUUCUGGUUUGAGCGAUCAAAUUGAGGAGGAGAGCCUCACCAGUAACCGAACCUCUUCCAACGACAAACACUCGGACCUCCAAGUUCACACCAGUAUGUGGAACUGGAGGGGCUAUUCCAUUCGCUACCAGCAUUCUGGAAACAGUGGUCCCGCAUUAAUAUUAAUUCAUGGUUUUGGAGCAAACAGUGACCACUGGAGGAAAAAUAUUCCAGUUCUUGCAAAAUCACAUAGAGUAUACUCUAUUGAUCUUAUUGGUUAUGGAUACUCAGACAAACCAAAUCCUCGCCAAUUUGGGGAUGGCUUAUUUUAUACAUUUGAGACAUGGGCCAGCCAGCUAAAUGACUUUUGUAAUGAUGUGGUUAAGGAUGAUGCAUUUUUCAUUUGCAACUCAAUUGGAGGACUUGUUGGUCUUCAGGCAGCGGUUAUGGAGCCAAAGAUCUGUAAGGGCAUUAUGCUUCUAAAUAUCUCCCUACGUAUGCUUCAUAUUAAAAAGCAGCCAUGGUAUGGAAGACCUUUGAUCAAAUCAUUUCAGAGUUUGCUGAGAAAUACUGCUAUUGGCCAAUAUUUCUUCAAGAGUGUUGCGACACCAGAAUCUGUGAGAAGUAUCCUCUGCCAGUGUUACCAUGAUACUUCCCAAGUGACAGAAGAACUAGUUGAAAAGAUCCUUCUUCCAGGACUUGAGCCUGGUGCUGCAGAUGUUUUUCUGGAGUUCAUUUGUUACUCAGAUGGCCCACUUCCUGAGGAACUACUGCCUCAGGUGAAGUGUCCUGUUUUGAUAGCAUGGGGUGACAAGGAUCCAUGGGAACCCAUUGAACUUGGAAGAGCCUACAAAAAUUUUGAUUCUGUGGAAGACUUCGUUGUGCUGCCUAAUGUUGGCCACUGCCCUCAGGAUGAAGCACCUAAUCUUGUGAACCCGCUUGUGGAGUCAUUUGUAGCACGCCAUGCUGUGCCUUCAGCCGAAGUUACCAUAGCUUCUUCAUCAUAGCAUCAGUUUCUUGGACAAUUAGAUCAUCCAUACCUCAUUUUUUGUUUAGCUAGGAUAUUAUUCCUUGGGACCUGGAUUUACACAAUUCUGUAAAUUACUUAGAUCAUCAAAAAACCUCAUCAUUUAAUGAUAAUAAUAAUAUGAUGUGAUCAGAGUUCAUACUGGUCGGUUUGGAGUUUA